CAGAAAGCACUGCCUGCUCCUGGUCUGAUGCUGUGGAUGCUGCCUGCCAGACACUGCUGCAGACUCCUGGGCUGCCCUUGAAGGCAACUUACCAAUGGUUAACCAGCCAGCAAGGAUUUUCAACUGAAAUCCCUGUGGAAGAUAUAAGUCUAAAAGUUGUUUCAGUGAAGACACACUAGAAAGGAUAAAAUGGAUGCCAUGCACAAGCUGAAGAUUCUGGUGAUGCUUCUGGCUCUGGCUGUUUUUGUGGCUGUAGUGAUACUGAAUGCUGGAGAUGCCACUGGGACGUUCAAAGGUCUGUUCAGGUCAACCCCUGGAAACAUCUCGGCCAAGUACAACACUGACUUCACACCAGCUGGCUGGACUUUCCUCAUCUGGAAUGUCAUCUAUGCCUGGCAGCUUGCCUGGCUUCUCUACGCCUUGUCGGGGAUCUGUCGAAGGAAUGAAUUUGGAUGUGUCUGCAUAAAGCCGGACUUGCUGCCAAUAUCUUUUUACACAGUGUGGAUACUCAACAAUGGCCUCAAUAUUUCAUGGCUGUUUCUGUGGGACCGAGAAUGCCUCCUCCCAGCCCUGGUGCUCCUGGUAGCUCUCACUCUUACUACAUUUGUCUGCCUCAUCAUUUCACACCGAGCCUUGAAUGCCCAUUCCUCGUGGCUUGUGAAGGGCCACAAAGCUGAGCUCUGGCUCAUCCGCAUCCUAGUCCAGAAUGGGCUGGCGCUGUAUGCAACAUGGACCAGCAUUGCCACCCUGCUGAACUUUGCUGUUGUGCUGAUCUACAAGUGGAACGUGGCCAAUGAGACAGCAACGACUGCUUGUCUCAGCAUCCUAGGUCUCAGCCUAUUAAUAUGGUUUUAUCUAGAAAACUUUGUCCUUGACCAGUAUGUCCGCUAUAAUCUCACAGUCUACCCAGUGGUCAUAACAGCUCUGACUGGCAGCGCAUGCAAGAACUUCUUGUUUUCAUUCCCAACAACAAAUGGUGUUUUUAUAGUUGUUCUGCUGGCAAUCACUUGCUUCCUUUUUGCUGUUCGGCUGGGACUUGUUGCAUGGAGACUCUUUAGGAGACCAUUGGAAGCAUCAGAAAACCCAGACCCAUAGGGCACAGUGGCCUGAGACCUCUGGCAUGUUGUAGCACAUACUUUAAAUGGAGAAAAAAGGA
This is a messenger RNA of Pezoporus flaviventris, 1156 nucleotides long. RefSeq lists its product as uncharacterized. The transcript has 9 exons. Lineage: Eukaryota; Metazoa; Chordata; Aves; Psittaciformes; Psittacidae. The record is from RefSeq and is a predicted model, not a curated record. The coding region runs from base 190 to 1095 and encodes 301 amino acids.